UCUCCCACACACACGCGCACGCUUGCAUCUCGCUGCUGCCAUUGGAGCCACUCAAAAUCUCCCUCCCCCUUCCCCUUCCCCUUCUCGUCACACAAGCAGCUGCUCAGGAGCGCCCAAUUGGAAGCUUCUACAUGGAGCAGGAGCACCGCUGCUCGUAGGAGGAGGCCGGAGACGACGACGACGACGCUGAAGAAGGCGAAGGAGAAUCAGCCCAAGAAAGAUAGCCAUGGCUUUCCUCCUCCCCAAGCUCACCACGCCGACCUGCAAGUCGCCGCCGAGCCCGCUCAAGUCGCAACUCGGCCUGCCGGGCGGCGGCGGCGGAGGCGGGAAGCUCCACGGCGUCGGCUCGGCGCAGGCCAUGGCCCCGAGCCACCUCAACCUCCUUCUCCUCCUCGGCGCGUCGCAGCAAGAAACCGCCCGCGCGGCGGCCGCCGCCGCCUCCUCCUCCGUCCCGACGUCCAAGGCGACGGACACCAAGAGCCGGAGCAAGAACGGCGGCCGGAACGGCGGGGACCCGCAAAGGUCGGAUUUUUACCUCAACCUUGGGACGGCGGUGCGCACGCUGCGCGACGAUCUGCCGGCCGUGUUCGUCCGGGAACCCAACUAUGAUAUCUACCGUGAAGAUAUCACAUUUGUCGAUCCACUGAACACUUUCCAUGGAAUCGACAACUACAAGACAAUCUUCUGGGCUCUCAGAUUCCAUGGACGUCUACUAUUCCGUGAGAUUGGGCUGGACAUAACGCGAAUUUGGCAACUGACAGAGAACUCGAUAGUUGUCCGGUGGGAGCUGUGGGGAACCCCGCGUGUCCCGUGGGAAUCGUAUGGCUGCUUCAGUGGCACCUCAAGAUACAAGGUUGACAGGAAUGGGAAGAUAUACGAGCACAAAGUCGAUAAUUUGGCACUGGACUUUCCCCGGCCAGUAGCCAAAGUGGGCAGCAUUGCUGACAUAGUAGUUGCCACAUACCCACCGAGCCCCAAUCUGACAUUCUGGGAUAUGGUUGGGAGUACUGGCGAUGGGUGCUCAUGGACAAAGCUCUACCAAGCAGUGGUGGAAACCGUGGAGUGGGAAGGCGACAAUCCUGCUGGCAUUGCCAUUGAAGGUCUGCUUACUUGUUCAUAGGAUGGAAUGAGCUCCAGGGCUAAUUGCUUGGUAGUGAGUUUUCUUAGGGAAGAUGUAUAGAAGGUGGAUACAUAAAUCAUAAUACUAUUAAUCUUCAUAAACUGUAGCUCUAGAAUAACAACUUUAUACAAUACAUAGUACUAGAUAACUAUUUAUCAGCAUCUUUGCCACAUUUUGGAAUGUUCGUACCAGUUUCUUAUGUCUCAAAGUUAAUGGAUGUCCUUAGCAGGUUUUGCCACAUCCUAAAUUAUGAAAAAUGAAGGUUGCC
Oryza brachyantha (malo sina) is the source of this 1388-nucleotide messenger RNA. RefSeq lists its product as uncharacterized. NCBI's taxonomy places the organism in Eukaryota, Viridiplantae, Streptophyta, Magnoliopsida, Poales, Poaceae. The coding region runs from base 227 to 1120 and encodes 297 amino acids. The transcript has 2 exons. The record is from RefSeq and is a predicted model, not a curated record.